Messenger RNA from Pollicipes pollicipes, 798 nucleotides. RefSeq lists its product as uncharacterized. The record is from RefSeq and is a predicted model, not a curated record. The coding region runs from base 1 to 660 and encodes 219 amino acids. Lineage: Eukaryota; Metazoa; Arthropoda; Thecostraca; Pollicipedomorpha; Pollicipedidae. The transcript has 3 exons.
AUGUCGUGUGAGGAGGAGCGGCGGCCGGGCGGCAGGCCGGACCUGCUACUGGCCGCCGAGCGGCGUCUCUCGCAGCUGCAGCUCAGCUCGGAGGAGGUGUUCCGCGCCCUGCACGGCUCGCUCAGCGCCGUCACGCUGCGCCACGGCUGCAGCUCCGUGGCGCGCGUGGGCGGCCUCUGCACGUGCCAGGUAACCAGCUGGAGCCACGGCGACAGCACGUGGCGCGGCGUGUCCGACGGCGCCAAGAUGGCUCGCGGCGCCACCUUCCCCGUGCGCUCCCUCGCCGCUCUGCUGGAGCUGAUCGGCGCCGCCGACGGCGUCGUCGACUACGUCAAGCUGGACGUGGAGAGCAGCGAGUGGGGCAUGUUCGAGCGGCUGCUGGCGGCGGGCGGCGGCGCGCUCGGCCGCGUGCGCCAGCUGGCUGUCGAGCUGCACCUGCGCCAGUGGGAGGCGGAGCUGACCGGCCAGGGCGCCACGCCGCUGACGGAGGCGCGCGCGCGCCGCUGCCUGCGCGUGCUGUUCGGCCUCCAGCUGCUCGGCUUCCAGCUGGCCGGCAGUUUGCACGGCGAGAGCAUGUGCGUACUGCGUCGGGACGACUUCUGCGUUUCGGCCGCGUACGAGACGCUGUGGGUGAACACCAAUGUGUCCGGUGUCAGCUAGAGGCCUCCGUGGACCGGGUACACCCGCCUGUAUCGACACUAAAGGGGUAAGUCCGCGGAUUGGGCACGCACAGACGCUUGGAGGCGCCUGGGAUCGAGGCUGGGCACCGGUGAGAGUCUUAUAAAACACGGCUGUGAG